Phacochoerus africanus (Common warthog) is the source of this 10516-nucleotide messenger RNA. RefSeq names its product zinc finger protein 831 (gene ZNF831). The record is from RefSeq and is a predicted model, not a curated record. The coding region runs from base 555 to 5465 and encodes 1636 amino acids. The transcript is spliced from 7 exons. NCBI's taxonomy places the organism in Eukaryota, Metazoa, Chordata, Mammalia, Artiodactyla, Suidae.
CCUGUUUUCUGAGGGUUGCUACUGUGACAUUAAGUAAUGUAUAGAAAAUAAUCGACUUCCUAUUUCUGAGCCGGCCCGAGUUUCGUCUCUGCUCACGUCUCCUCCAGGGUGCUCACAACGGUGCUUUUCUGGGCGACACGCCGAGGUGAGCCGGAGGCCACGCCGCGGGAGGCCGCCCGCUUUUCUACCCCGAGGGGAGAGUGUCUCUGUGCUCUGGGGUGCUGCUUUUUGCGGAGCAGGGCCCGGAAGGAGGCCUGAGGCAUCUCAGCAGAGAGAGUGGAGGGAGGGCCAGGCCGGCGGCCCCCCCCUCCAGGUGGCCUGCCCAGGUGUCUUUUCUGGGGCCCCGGAGGUCUCCUCAGUGUCAGGCCGGGUCAUUUGUGUUUGAAUCGGAGCAACACUGACUGCAAACACAUCACUCUCCAUCAAGGCUUUUGCUGGAAAUCGCAGGAAGCCUCUCCUUCCUGAAGGAGCCCUCUGCAUCCUCUACUGGGAAAACCGAGCCCGUGCCCACUCUGAAGGUUACCCGGCAUCUUGGGCCACCCAGAUGAUGUGGAAUGGAGGUGCCAGAACUCACCCGCCCUGCCUCGCCUGCCAGGGACCAGCCAGCUCCUGCUUCCGCCACCCCAGGGGCCCCGGGUGGGCAGGCCUCACCCCGCCUGCCACUGGGCCCCAUCAUCCUGCCGCCAGAGCAGGGCCUGGCUCCCACUGUGCUCCUGAAGGCCCUGCCCAUCCCCCUGUACCACACAGUGCCUCCGGGGGGCUUCCAGCCACGGGCCCCCCUCGUGACAGGCAGCCUGGACGGGGCCAGCGUGCCCUUCAUUCUCAGCCCCCUGCUGCAGCCUGAAGGACCUGGUCCCACCGCGGUGGGGAAGUCGGCGGCCCCAGCGCUCACUGUGAACAUUGUAGGCACCCUGCCUGUCCUGUCGCCUGGCCUGGGACCCACGCUGGGCAGCCCGGGCAAGGUGCGGAAUGCUGGCAAGUACCUGUGUCCACACUGUGGCCGGGACUGCCUGAAGCCCAGUGUUUUGGAGAAGCACAUCCGGUCCCACACGGGUGAGAGGCCCUUCCCCUGUGCCACCUGCGGCAUCGCCUUUAAGACUCAGAGCAACUUGUACAAGCACAGGCGCACCCAGACACACCUCAACAACUCCCGGCAGUCCUCGGAGUCCGAUGGCGGCGGCAGCAGUCUCCUGGAGGAGGGGGGCAAGGCUGGAGAGCCCCCCGGAGCCCAGGGGGCACCAUCAGAGAGACCCCUUUCACCAGGCGCCCCAGCCUCUGGGCACUGCCCUGUGCCCUCCGAGCAUCUGCCCCCGGUUGCCAAGAACCUGGACCCGAAGUUGGAAGCUGUUCCCUGCUCGGGGUCCACGUCUGAUGUCAGAGAGGCGCCUUUAGACUCGGCCCCCCACCUCCAGCCCGCCAGCUCGCUGCCAAGGCGGAAGCUGCCGGAGCCGCGGACGCCGACGGCCGGCAGGCCGAGCUCCCAGCAGCCGCAGCCGGCAACGUCGGCGGCGGAGAAGCCCGGGGACGCCAAGGCCGCGGAGGGCCGGCUGCGGAAGUGCGAGAGCACCGACUCGGGCUACCUGUCCCGCUCGGACAGCGCGGAGCAGCCGCCGGCCGCCGGCAGCCCCCUGCACAGCCUGUCGGAGCACAGCGCCGAGUCCGAGGGUGAGGGCGGCCCGGGGCCCGGGCGCGCGGAGUCGGAGCGGGCGGCAGGCCUGGAGCUGGAGAAGAGGCGGCUGGAGGAGCGCAUCACCAGGCUCAUCUCGCACAACCAGGCCGUGGUGGACGACCCGCAGCUGGACCACGUGCGGCCCCGCAAGACCGUGCUGUCCAAGCAGGGCAGCAUCGACCUGCCCAUGCCCUACACCUACAAGGACUCCUUCCACUUCGACCUGCGGCCGCCGGAGCCCGGCCGGAGGCUGCCAGCCGCCCUGCGCGCCGCGCGCUCCACCUGCACGGCCCCGGGCAGGGCGCGGCCCGUCGUCUUCCACUCGGUGCCCACGCAGCUCUCCACCAGCGCCGAAUGCGUGCCUGUCACCCGGAGCAACUCGCUGCCCUUCGUCGAGGGCACCGGGACGACGUGGCAGGAGCCACCGGACCCCCGGGACGCCUGGCCCCGGAGGCAGAAGCCUCUGAGCCCCAGGCCCGCCCCCGCCCGACUGGCCGAUGUCCCCAGCGGUCACCCCCGGGCCCUGGUCAGACAGGUUGCGGUGGAGGACCUGCUGUGUCCCCCGACGGGAGACACCGCCGCCUCUGUGGAGGACCCGGAUGGUAACAGACCCGCCGUGGGGGAGGAGGCGGCCAACAAAGGUCCGGCAGCCGGGAAGAGACGUGGCCAGAAGCAGCUAAGGAUGUUCUCCCAAGACAAGUGGCAGGUGUACGGGAACGAGACGUUCAAGAGAAUCUACCAGAGGAUGAAAGCCAGCCACCACGCAGGCAAGAAGGCCGCGGAGGUGACAGGGGGCGGUGCGACCCAACCGGCCUGUCCGCUUCAGGAAGAGGCAGCAGAGCGCCAGGGUGCGGCCCCUUCCCAGGAGGAGAGGGGAACCCCUGUCGGUGGGGACAGUUCCAUGGGAGCCAAGCCAGUGCCCAGGGCAAGUCCUCCAGCCCUGGAGGGCUUCUUGGCGACAGAGCCCAUCAGACAGAGAGAGACAGUGGGGAGAGCAGGAGGCAGUGACCAGCCCUGCCUGACCAGGGCCGCCUCACCCCCCACCCUCCGGUGCAGAGAAGCCCUCUCCCUGGGCAGCAAGAGCCCCCUGCCUCCUCCCAGUGGGAGGCUGGAGCUGGGGUGUCAGCUACUCCCAGCACCUGCUUCCCCCAAGGGAGGUGACCCAGAGGCUCCCAGGCCAGGUGUGCCCACCCCGAAGCUGGAAGGCAGCACCUGUGGUGGUGGGGGUUCAGAGGCCUGUCCACAGGCCCAUGUGGUUCUGAGACGGCCAGGUGGUGGCUCUCAGGAGCCCCAGGCUACAGAGGACAGGAUCCCCUCAGAGAGGAAGAAGCUGAAAGUGGAGGAGUUAAGCUUCCCGGAGUCCCCGGGAGCUAGAGGAGAGACCCUCGGGGGUCCCAGGCAGGCCGCCUCCCCGCCACCUCAGAAGCAGGAUGGUGACCCUGCAGAAAAGCCAGAGGGGCUGCCUGGAAGUGGUGACUGCAUGGUGAAGCGCAGGGCUGGGCAGCUGGCUGAGCCCAGAGAGGCCUCUGGGGCCUUGUCUGCUGCUGCUUCUGGGGCCCCAAGGCCGGCAGGAGUUUGGGACAAGGAGCCUCUGCUUCGUUCAGCAGCCGCCUCCCAGCCUCUGGCUCCCUGCAUCCUCGCUGGCCCAGUGGACCCCACCUUUCCUCCCCAGUACCUUCUCAGGUUACCCCAGGGAGAGAGCCAGCUCCCACCCCCCGCCCCCCAGAAGCCAGCCCAAGGCCAGGACCCUCUCUGCAAGGCAGGAUGGCCCGAGGGAUCAGCAUCCUUUGUCGAGGCAGGGCUGGGGGCCCUCCUGACCCCUGGCCCAAGCUCAGGCCAGGCCCCAGGUGGAGCCGACAGCUGUGGGGGGGGCCCCGUUCGGUCCAGGCCCUGGGACAGGAGAAAGGGGGUGCAGGGAGAAGACAAAGGAGCCUUGGACACUGGCACCCCGGAAGCCGGGGUACCCAGGGGGACAGUGUCUUUCCUGCCCACCCCGGCGUGUGACUUCUGGAGGAGCGAGGCCCGUGACACACAACAGCUGUGCAGAAGCAGCGCCUUGGUGAGGGCCAGGUCCUCGGGGUGUGUCCUGAACCCCUGGGAACCUAGGAGGGAGCUGGGGGGCCCUUCUGAGUGUACCCCAGAAGGCCUUCCUUCAGGGCCGCCAGCAGGGCUCGGUCCCUGCUGCUCCCACCAGCCCAGAGCCUUCCUCUCAGCCCUCAUGCCCCUGGGCUGGCCUGAGCUGGCCUCGGGUACCCACUCAGAGACACCUGGGAGUGGCGGGGCACAGGGACCUUUCCCCUCACUCAGGGCCGAGCCCCGGCUCACAUGGUGUUGCUUGAGCCGCAGCCUCCCUCUGCCAGUGGAGCAGAAGGAGAAGGACGCCUCCGUGUACCUGGCCCUGCACUUCCCCAGCAGCAGCAUCUCAGAUGGGGGUCCGGACGCCUGGCCCACGAGCAAAGCAGUGCCUGGAGGGUGGACCAGGACAAGCCCUGGAGAAGGAGGCCAGACACAGACACUGAAGCUCCCCCACCCAGCAGCCCCGGGGCCGCUGCCCCAGGACCGGGCGUCGGAGCCGGAAGGGAGGAAGGGCCGGCCUCGUAGGAGGGUGAAGAUGUCUCGCGGGAGCAGCAAGCAGAGGAAAGCGCACAGCCGCUCCAGAAGGUACAAAGGGAUUUUCUUACACAGUCGUGUCCAGCUGAGAGCCAGCAGACUGCGGAAGCCACGCUGGGUACUGAGAAAAGAUUGCCCCCCGCCCCCACUUAAGGGACCGGAUCCACGCGGAACCCGUGGGCAGGCUUCUUCAGAAGUGGCAGGUCCAAGUCCAUCAGGGGAGCCAGCUUGUGUCACCUCAGAGUCCUCUCUUUGCGGUGGGAACGGAGAAAAAGAGGAGGAAGGCGGCAGACACAGCUCGAGACGCUUCUGUCCUAACACAGGUGCAAGUGCUGUCAGGGAAACGGCCACACCAACUGUGAAGGAAAUUUCUCCACCUGCCUGCGAGCCCCGGGACAGUUGUCCUCUGGACACGGCUGUCGGGUCAGAAUCAUCUCUGCAGGCCGACUCCUCAGUGGCUGUGGCGAAGGACAGCCUGCUAGCCGGCGGCAAAGCUCUUGACUCGGGGCUGCUUGAGAUGCACCGGCUGCCCUCCCAGGAGGGAGUCUCCGUGGAUUCCACCCCAGGCACUUUCUCGGAUGCUCCGGCGCCUUCUUCCGUUGAGUCCAAAGGGACCCCUCUCCGCCACGACCUUGCUACCUCGGCAGCUGCCCUCCGUCCUUCUCCAGAGGCGAGGGCAGGCUGCGCGGCACUGGGACUUCACAGCGUGGCACCGCAAGACCACAGUGGGGCUGCAGGGCAGCCUCUGGCACAAAACUCCCCAGAGGGCCUGUCCGCAUCGCCAGAGAAACCGUCUCCUGGGCAGAGACUUUCAGGCUCCGUUCCACCGGGGUCCCCUGGAGAAACUCAUCUCGAAACAGCAGCUUCAGGACCGGGUGCAGCUAGUUCACCCCCAGAGGAAGGGAAACUGAAGACACGCUCUCCUUCCGGGGGGCGCCAUGGGCGUGGGGAAGGGCUGGUCCCCGGUCCUCCCUUAGGCAGCGACAGCGGGGGGUGUCAGGGCUCCGGAUCCAUCACUCCAGAGGCUGCUGCGGUUCCGUCUAGCCCAGGGCAGCCCACAGAGGUCCCUGCAGCCCCUUUGAAAGCCCUUAGGAAGAGAAGCUUGGAAGGAAUGAGAAAGCAAACGCGGGUGGAGUUCAGCGACACCAGCAGCGAUGACGAAGAUCGGUUGGUCAUCGAAAUAUGAGCUUCCAGAGAAAGACCACUGGCCCAAGACCACUGGUGCCUCACGGUGAACGCCGCCGAGCGGGCGGGAGAAGGAAACUGCGUUCACGGAGCAUGCGCAGGUGGGGAAGCCCUGCGGGGUUCUUUCUGAGCGCCCCCAGCCACCUCUGAAACCCAGACUCAGCCACUCCAUGCCCAGAUGCCCCACCCCACACGGUGCCCGGCAGGCCAAGGUGGCAGUGAAGCAAGGCCUAAGAAGGCUGGACCUACGUGGUGCCCAUGGCUUGACUCCCAGCCGUACCCUCUGCAUCGCAUCCUCCCUCUGUCUCAUCCAGGGAGUGGCAUUAGGCCCAGAAACCACAACUGACCUGUUUACCAGCAAGUGAACCCCGCAGAGUCAAGGUGGCAGGGUCCCCCCAUGGUUGAGCUUGGGUUUGCUUCAAGGGUGGCAAGCAUGCGUGGGAAAGUUGGGGUAGCUUGCAAAGGAGACAGGGCCCUUGGGCCUCGAGGUGUUUCUGUUCACGCUGGAGACAAAACCCAGAUGCUUUGCAAAACUGAAGUUUGGUCAGAAUAAUUUGCCUCCUUAGUGGAAGUUGUAAAUAUACUUCAAAAUGCCUAUGAUUGGGUGAAAUACUGAGAUUCUUUCCCUGUUGCACAAACGGUCAGUGCUUAUGUGUGAUCUGUGGUAGAAGCAUGUACACAGCUCUCGCUGCGGGUGCCUUUCCUGUGGAGCCCUCUGACACCCUUGGUUUUUGCAGCUCUUGCAAAAGGAACGUUGUGCUGAAAGUUAAUACAACAGUCUCUGUAAUGAGUCAUUUUUGAGGGGGAAAAAUUCACUUAUUUUCCUCUGAUUCCUUCUGUCAUAUUGUGCUCUGAGCAAUUUCAAUUAGAGGGUUACAUUUUAGUAAUCUCUCCAGCUUAAAUUGACGCCUGCUCCUCGUGACGGGAGCCUUUUAGACUUUUCCUCCAGAAGCUUCGAGGAUACAAAACUAAUUGGAGUUUUGACGCUGUUUUACAUCUCGGUAAUUUUAUUUUGGGGGCUUGGUGUUACUUUGCUGUCAAAUUAAAUCAGCCUCUGUAUUGUGCAAGUCAGAACAGCACAGAUAAAAUUCCCCAGUACUCCAAGCCAGCGCGCCCUGUGCAGAGUAGCUGAUCUCCGGCAGCCGCCUCAGUGAGCAAACCCUCACAUUUCCUGCACUCUUCCUCCUUAGAUGGGAGAGGAAAAACUCAAAGAGGUUCACACUGCUGCAUUUCAGUAAAAUUUUAUACUUGCUUCUGGUAUGAUUUUGUACAAUUUGAAAUUUAUAGCUGAGCUCCUGUGGCUUAACUUUGAUGUCAUGAGGUUCGGAUGACCCCCCUGUACUUUAAAGGCGAGGCCACGGUGCAGAAUGUCUCGCAUGUACGAAGAUGCUUGACCACAUCCUUGCCUGUGGCUAAGGAUGGUCAGAUCUUAAGUAUCUGCAAGUGAUGUUUCAAUUUGAGGGCGAUUCCUUGAGAAACCUGAAUGUGAGACGAGCUUCCCCUGGUGACAUGGCAUUUGUGUACGGCGAGGUGAUUUCGAACCCAGCCAAGAGAAAAGGAGGAGGGAGGUGAAGAGUGUUAAGGAUCCAUGUACUUUCGACCCCAAACCAGCGUGAUGGAGCUUCUAGCCCUGGGAUUGUCACAAGAGAGGAGGUCUGGGAAGGUGGUCUGGGACCUGGCGGAAGGGAGAGCGGAGCCCGGACUUUGUCCUGAGCUGGCUGGGAAAUCUUGGUUAAGACUCCCGCCCUUGCAGCACCACAGUGUCCCACGUAGAAGGACUGAGUCAGGGGAAAUGAGCUGAAUGUGACUCCAAGCCCUGCUCCUUCUGAUCACACAAGUGGCUGGGAGGUGGCCCCCACGGGGAGGGGGCCUGCACCCAGGAAGUUCCAGUGGGGGCCUUGGGGAAAUAAAGCCAAUUGUUCUUUGAAGAAUGUGAGCUCAGGGGAAAGAUCUUUCUCAUUUUCCCCCCAGAGUUCCAGAUUUGGGGGUGCAGGUAUCCAGUUCAUAAACAGUGGCUCGCAAGUAAAAAAUGAGAAGCGAGAGCAGAGCACAACUGAGUGAGCGGAAGAUGGCAUGUCUGUGGGCUAAGUCCUGGGAGGCAGCGGUCAUGGGUGGGGGGGCGGCAUUGUCCAGAUGCUUCUCUCCCGGGUGGCUGCUGAGCUGUUGGCUGGGUCACUGGACCAAAGUCAGUAUGUCAAACUCCCAGUGACACUGACCUCAGGAUAGUCGAGUCAGGUGGAAGUUCUGUCCUUCUAUGAGCCACCCUUGCUGGCUGCCACAUCCCACCCUGGACUAAACAUGGCAGAGCAGUGAUGCCAUCUCUGACUCCCUGUGUCUCCCACAUAAAGGUGAGCAGGCUCCCACAGUUUCCUGUCUCAGCUGGUCAUUGGUCGUAGCAAUGUUUACAAGUGUACCUUACUUUAUAGCAAUGUGAAUGUGUGAAAAGCUAUAUUUCAGUGGAUUAAACAAAUUAAAAUUGUAUUUUGAAUGACCAUAGCGUACUCGGCUAUUGAAAACCAUCCCAAAGUACACAUAUUUUUUUAAAUGAAAAAAAUUUUAUAAAGCAACAAGCGAUCUUGGAUUAUAGAAAUCUUAAUUUUCCUAUGGGUUUUCUUACAGUGGACCGCAACUAUAGGGGUACCUUUUUAGGGUAAUAUCAGUGAUUUAUAACCAAGUUUAGGUUAUUUAAAAUGAAAUUUUAAUUCAGUAUUAUCCAUGACCAAUUGCUGCCGUUACUCCGUAAGUGUGUACCAUGCCACUGUUAAGGGAAAACAAAUUUAUUUUAGAACAGGGUAAAUGAGAGUUUAAAGAUAAGGGAUUCCCCGUUCUCCCCAGUGCUGUCAACUUCACUGUACCUUCAGGCGAGGGUCUUGGCUGAUGGGUAGCUCAGCUUCUUCUAAAGAGGAUGCUGACAGGACCAAGAAACAGUCCACUUCAAAUUCUUUUCUGUUCUCUCAGGGCAAGGUAUACAAAUGCCACAAACCAUGAUGCUUAGGUUUCUCUCCCCAGCUACACCUACACCUGGCCAGAUCUCACUUGUUGAAGAAGCAGAGAGCAAAGAGGUGUCAUGCCCCCCAUUGGCACCCAUAACUGAUAAGGGGUACUUCAUGUCACGUGUUUCUGAUGGGCAACCUGAAUCCUCCAUGUUCUAAAGCAUGGUGGAAACAACGCAUGCCUCUUGCUACAUAUGACCUUUGAGAGUCUGGCUGAAGCUAGCAUCCCUUUAUUUCACACCCUGGAGAACCUAGGGUUCAUUUGCCAAGAGAAGACAGAAAAAAGACAGGGGAUUGGUGCUUCUGGAUUCAGAUCAAAACCCUGUCAAUAGCAUGGUGGGUAACUGAGGGCAAGUUAAGCCUCCGCUUCCUAAAAUCCCUCCUCCGAAUCUCAGAUGGGAAGAGGAGCCUUGGAAAAAUGCAUUGUGACCACAACUCUUGGCAUGACAGAUGAGCGAUUUGCAGCCUCAUGCCAAAACGUAUUUCCUUGCAUUUACAUUCAUUACUUAGAAUGAUCACAUUAUUCAUUUUUUUUCCCCAGCAUAGAAAUUUGCAUUUUGCACAAAAUUUGCCUGGUGCAGCAGAUUUUUAUAGUUAUGGAAACUGUCAUCAUUAUCGGAAUGUGCUGUUGCUCAAAUGCCCAGACAUAAUUUAAUAUGGCGAGGAGAAAAAUGGUCUGCCUGGCUCUAUGGCGAACAUAUUUCUACAACCGCAGGAAACAAGGCUGGCGUAUUUUCUCACUUCAGGUGUGAGUCUCAUAAUUCUCGUGAGGGGGACUCUUUUGGCUUUUGAAACACUACAUUUCUCAAUAUGUAAGCACACUUUCUCAUCCCUGUCUUUCAGAUACUCCUUAAAUAUAGGUGUCAGCCCCCCGCCCCCAAAUCCCAUGUGCUAGAUUUGGGCACUGUGAAAUUCUUUUUACCCAUGCUUUCUCCUUGUGUGGGAAUACACAUAAAUCAAUCUGAAGAAACGUAGAAACAUUGCGCAUAUUCCUUCACCAUUGGAAGGAAAGGAGCCAAGGAAAAUGAUCAGCUUCUAUCCCUUGGAACCCUAGAGAAAGACUCAUUACCUUCUAUAUGCAGUCAACUCCUCAGAACUUACUACACCAUGGAUUGUUCACAAUUAAGAAGCCAUUGGCUUCUUAGUUGUUUGUUUAAAUGUAUUUCCUUCUUUGUAUGGUUGAAUUAUUCUGUUUUGAUAAAAAUAAAACUGGAAACGAAAAGGUCUUGUGUGAUUUGUUAACAUUUUUAACCAAAACUACCACAAAUAUUGUGCUGGAUAGUUUGUAUGUCUGCUUAUUCCCACAUAGUUGACCAGACACUCUGUCCGCCAUAUUGGUGUCUCAUUCUGCUCAACAGAAGAGCUAGGUAAUGGCAAACCAUCUCAUUUUCUUAUGCUGUUUCCUUUCCCCAUGUGUCUCUUCUGUCAUCGUCUGCCAUAUUUAUGGUCCAUAACUUAGAAAUGUGUUUUUAAAUCCUUCAAUGUAGCUAAACGCUGAAGCCACACGAGGGCACUAUCCACAGUGCAAUAAUCCCCAACUUUUCCCCUUAGAAUUGAUGUUGCUUGGAUAUUUGACAUUAUUCAUUAACAGAGAAAACAUCCUUAAUUCAAAAACAUACCUCCUUAUAAGGAUAAGUCAUAUACUCUUGGCAAGAAUACAUAGACUUGUUUCACAGACCAACACCAUAUCCUGCUAUGUCUAUACUUUCUGAAGCCACUUGAAGUCAACGGAGAUGCGAUGCAUUGGGAGAAAAAGGGCGAAUGGGUACACAGAGGAACUGAUAUACUAGCUGAUGGAUCUCCACAGCAUUUUUGCUAACUCAUCAAGCUCGAAUAGUGAUGAUCCAUUGUUUCCAAACUUCCGUCAUUUGAGAGCCAUCUUACUGCUUCUUGCCCCACGUGUCCACACAUAGGUACAUUAUUUACUUAAUACUUUUAUUUAAGUCCUCUGUCUUAAGCUAUUAUUUUCCUAAGUAAUAGAAUCUGUGAGAUCUCAGCCUUAAUUUGGUAAUUACAUGUAUUUUCUGAUAUGCAUUAAAAUAAACUUGUACCAUCCAUG